AUGGAUGUUUCUGUCAUCGCCGAUACUGUAACCGUGGCCACACAGCAAGGGGUAGGGUUUACGAAUCCGCUACUCCACCGACAAAAUUGCAUCUCCAAUAGCAACCUUGCUUUCUCCGCUAGAUUCCUCCAAAUCUCCGUGGUUAUUUUGGACGCACUAGCUCCUCCGCCGGUCAAAUCAAACCCGCAUAAAACCGCUCGCGGGACUCUUCUUCGCAAGAAGCAACGGACGAGGCGGAAAUGGUGCAGCAGCGGAGGCUACGAGGAUGGCGGCGAGUAUGCAGGGUUUUGGGGUGGUGAUGGUGACGGUGACGGUCCGUUUGGUGGAGCUGGUGGAAGUUGGGGUGGUGGCAGAGGGUGGAAUUUUGACAGAUUUGGAGGGCAAAAUUGGGACGAGUCAUCGUGGUCGUCAUCAUCUGAGUUUGCUUAUGGGUUCGUUUAUGAGGUGAUUUAUUGGAUUGCCUUGUCGACUUGCACGCAAUUUGCGUUCGAGAAGGUUGUGAGGAUCAUGACCGAUGGAAUCGGUGAUGCUGAGAGGGAGAAGGUUCCUAUGAGAUUGACUUCCGUUUGCUAA
Hevea brasiliensis (rubber tree) is the source of this 573-nucleotide messenger RNA. RefSeq lists its product as uncharacterized. The transcript has a single exon. The record is from RefSeq and is a predicted model, not a curated record. NCBI's taxonomy places the organism in Eukaryota, Viridiplantae, Streptophyta, Magnoliopsida, Malpighiales, Euphorbiaceae. The coding region runs from base 1 to 573 and encodes 190 amino acids.